CCAGUGCACUUGACGCCAUUUGGUUGUUGGCUGCGAACACUCCUCCGGGCCGCCAGGGGGCGCUGUGCCGCUGGCGGGCCCGAAGAGGCGCAGUGUGGGCUUUUUGUUCCCAGCUCUCCUCGGUGCGCUGUCCACUUCAGCACCAUGUUCAGCACCGCGAGCCGAGCACAGGCAGCGGGCUAGCUAAGCGCUGAAGAAGAGGGACGGAAGACACGGCUCAACAUCGGCACCGAGCCACGUCCCCAAUCCUGAAGAUACUGAACCAUAUCCGCCACAAAACGCCGAGACCAACGAGGCAAAAGACCGCAGAAAAGGGUUCAGGAAUCAUGUACGAUGCGGCGAGGGUGCCAUCUCCUAAGGAUGGUGCAAAUGGGAUGGCCCAGCCCGUAGUCCCCGGGUCGGGACCUGGACCGGGACCAGCUGCAGGAUCGGGAGGGCCGGCGCAGAACGCAGUCCUACAGGCUAAAACAGAGGAGGGACAGCCAGGUACAGAGGAGGAGGAGGAGGAGGAGGAGCCCAAAGCAGAGCCCGUCCUGGUGAAGAAGCCGCACAGAGAGAUCCUGGACCAUGAGAGGAAGAGGAGGGUAGAGCUCAAAUGUAUGGAGCUCCAGGAGAUGAUGGAGGAGCAGGGGUACACAGAGGAAGAGAUUCGGCAGAAAGUGAGCACAUUCAGACAAAUGCUGAUGGACAAGGAGGGCGUCAUCACCAGAGAGGGUCCACACACACAACCAGUGGUCACCCACCUGCACUACCAGCCUGACGGGUAUGAAGAGAACACUGACUUGGUUGGCUAUGAAGACGGAGACUAUGACCACCAUUACCACAGUGACAAUAGAGUGAAGAGGAAAUCAAGCAGCUCUCCAUCCCCUCGCCCAAAGAAAAGGAAGAAGAAGAAAUCUGGCCGCCGAAGGAGUCGGUUUGGCAGCUCCUCACCCACUCACAGAGAGAAGAAGAAAAAGAGUGGGAAGAAACACAAGCGAGACCGAUCUGCAUCUGGCUCCAGGAAAAAGAGGAGAUACAGAUCGGGCAGCCCAAAGAACAAACACAAAGACAAGAACAAACAGAAAAAGAGGUCCCCCGGUGAGACCCCCAGUAGGAGUUCACAGCGUCAAGGCAGCUGCUGCAGCUCCCGAAGUGCUUCCCUGUCGUCAGCUCGGAGCACCUCCAAAUCUCCUGCCAGGCUGAACUCCAAGCACAAGACGGACGGACAAAAGGCGUCCAGCACCUCGCUGUCCCCGGGCACCAACACCCCCGCCGCGUGGCACAACGGAGACCACACCCAGCGGAGCCGCAACGGCAAGGCCGGCAGACUCAACCACGUCGAGAAAGGGCACAAUAAGCUCCGUCUGCUGACCGCUAACUCUGCCAGCAUCCAGGCCGCUCUGCUGAGAGAGCACAAGCUCCACAGCACCCCCGGCAGGAGCCAGACAGGACAGGUGUGCGCCGCAGGAGAGGCUGGGAGUGUGGAUGGCAGGAACACCGCUGUAGGGAGCUCCGUAAGCCAGACGACAGGGAGGAGGGGGAGCCAGAGGGGCCAGAAUAAGAACUCCCACUCCCCUGCUCACAGCAGCGACUCAACCCACUCCCAGCACAACCACGCUCACAGAGGGAGGAGCUCUCGCCACCACAGAAAGACAAAAGGCGGCCACUCUUCCAAGCGCCACCACCGCUCCAGCAGGGGUCAGGGACACCACCGGAGCCCGUCGGCAUCUCCGGGAUGCCACCCACACACGUCGGGCAAGAAGAAGGAGGAGUCCCGGAGCAAACCCAACCUCCGGCAGCGCAGCAGCUCCUGGAGCAGCGGGCGCUCAUCGUCGCGCUCCGCCUCCAGAGACAGAGGCCCCAGCAACGCCAAGUCCCCCCACAACAGGCAGAACAACUCCAGGGAGAAGGACAGCCCCAACCGCUCGGACACGGACAGCCGAGCUCGCCGCCGCUCACGCAGCUACUCGCCCAUCCGCAAGAGGAGAAGAGACUCCCCCAGCUUCAUGGAGGCUCGCAGGAUCACCAGUGCUCGGAAGCGGCCGAUCCCGUACUACCGUCCCAGUCCUUCGUCCUCCAGCUUGGACAGCAGCCCGUCGCGGUCUAGUCGCAGCCGGAGCCGCAGCUACAGCAGCUACAGCCGCAGCAGGAGCCACAGCCGAAGCCACAACCGGAGCCACAGCCGGAGCCGGAGCCGGAGCUGGAGCCGGAGCCGCAGCCAGACCCGGAGCUGGAGCCGCAGCAAGAGUCGCUCCCGCAGCCACCACAGUUACUACAGCCGCAGCAGCUACGACAGCCCCGGCUUCUGAGAGCUACACACAGCAACGGGAACAACAAGAACCAGAGGAGGAGUCCUGUUAAAGGUACUGUGCUCUCCACAGGGGCCACCCUGCUGUACAGCCCAGGGCCCAAGCUCCCCGACCCCUCAUCUCUCUCUGACAACGAGCCCGGAUCAAAGAGCAGACUUUUUAUUUUAUUUUAUUUUGAUAUUGCACAUUACAAUAAAAUUGGCUGUCACUGUUCAUAACUUCACUUAACCAAGGUAUUAAAAAAAAAAUGGGUUACCACAUGUCAAAGUUAAUUGGGUAGAGCCCAAAGAACAAAUCCGCAGUAUGUUAGCACUUUCUUCCUCUUCUUCGCAACCAAAAAGGAAUUUAUUAAAAACAAUAUACAGUAUACAGUACAUACUGUGCAUAUAUGUGUAUAUAUAUAUCUAUAUAUAGAUAUAUAUAUAGAUAUAUAUACUGUAUAUCCAAACAAUAUCAGCGGAGUAGGAGACAAAAAGAGGAUACAUCAACGACUUAUUGUACAUUUCAGAAAAAUCUUCUUUUUACUCACCCUCAUCACGAUUUCAUCGAAGCACAGAGAUCAACAAGAGUUCGAACAAAAGAGGAGUCGGCGAGUGAAAUAGGGAGCAAAAAAAGGAAAAAAGAGAACUUUUUUUAUGAUAAA
Molecule: messenger RNA, 2934 nt
Organism: Etheostoma spectabile (orangethroat darter)
Lineage: Eukaryota; Metazoa; Chordata; Actinopteri; Perciformes; Percidae
Gene: srrm3
Product: serine/arginine repetitive matrix 3
Exons: 14
Coding region: 327-2291 (654 amino acids)
Molecular function (GO): mRNA binding
Source: RefSeq, a predicted model, not a curated record